Molecule: messenger RNA, 12137 nt
Organism: Vespa velutina
Lineage: Eukaryota; Metazoa; Arthropoda; Insecta; Hymenoptera; Vespidae
Gene: cno
Product: afadin
Exons: 28
Coding region: 1633-8106 (2157 amino acids)
Biological process (GO): signal transduction; regulation of protein localization
Cellular component (GO): adherens junction
Molecular function (GO): cell adhesion molecule binding
Source: RefSeq, a predicted model, not a curated record
UCUUGGCAGUCUGCGUUUUCACGUUCGAUGUCUCGCGCGAGAUGAUAUUGGCGACGAUUUAUUUAUUUAUUUUUUUCUUUUCUUUCCUUUUCUCUUCUUUUCUUUUCUGCUUCGACGGUUACAAGGGCACCAAACAAAACAUAUAUAUAUAUAUAUGUAUAUAUAUAUUUUCUUCUUCGUCCCAAUUAAUCGGAUAAUAUACGUAACGAGGUAUUAAGACGAGGUAAAAAGAGAAAGACAGAGAGAGAGAAAGAGAGAAAGAGAGAAAGAGUUCAGAACAUUGUUUGACGUUAACAAAUAAGGAAGAUCUCAUUCGUUCUUGUUAAUACUUUAUGUACCACGCAACGAUAUCGUUUGAACGAUACUAUCGGUGUGUGUAUAUUAAUUUUUUUUUUCUUUUUUUCUUUUUUUUUUUUUUUUUCUUUUUUUAGAUGUAAUAUUUGCACAGCCACGCGUUUUUGUUCAUCGUAUUGAGAGUACUUACUUUGCGUGAACGCGCGCGCGCGCGUGCACGCUCUUCUCUGUGUGUAUGUGCGCUCUUUUAUACGUUUGUGAGAAAAAGAGAUAGAUAGAUAGAUAGAGAGAGAGAGAGAAAGAGAGUUCAUAUAUGUCCUUACUAGCAUCGUAUAUAUAUAUAUAGAGAGAGUUGUUCGUGCAAGUGAAAGAGAGCAGUGUACUACGAAUCCGUGCGGUGAAUAUUUUUUUAAACGCUCGAAUGGAGUUCUUCGCGCGUAAGGAAAGCAAGUGAAGGAGAGAAGAAGAGUCGUGAAAAGAAGAAGAAGAAAAAAGAAAAGAAAAGAAAAGAAAAGAAAAGAGAAGAAAAGAGAGACGAGUCUCGUCGAAUAUCCGAAGAAGGAUUUACAAGAGGUAAACGCCAGGAGUAUAUACGACCUUGAAUACGAUCAACGACGACGACGACGACGACGACGACGACGACAACGACGACAACAACGACGACGACAACGUGUGCCGGCCAUGGUGCGCUAUAGUAGGUAUUAGUUGGUGCGUCAGCGGUGAAGAAUCGCCAAGUAUUAUGCGAUCGAAAGAAACACCAACAAGAGAAAGAGAGAGAUAGAUAGAUAGAGAAAAAAAGAAAGAGAGAGAGAGAGAGAGAGAGAGAGAGAGAGAGAGAGAGAGAAGGUGUAUCGUGUCUCUCUCUCUUUAACAAUAUAUUUCUAUUCGCAUAUGAUUCUCUCUCUCUCUCUCUCUCUCUCUUUCUCUCUUGAGAAGAAUAAAAAUAAGAAUAAGAAGAAUAAGAAUAAGAAUAAGUGUAAGUGGUAGUAUGUGCGUCGUGGUAAGAGGCGAGUGCAAACGAGCGUGGAUCGUCGUUGCAGAUACGAGUUCCGAGAUGAAGGCGGGCACGUAGAUCGGUCAGGUAGCGAGGACGACGUGAUUCUUCGAGAAAGAAGAGAGAUAGAGAUAGAGAAAGAAGAAGAAGAAAGAAAAAUAGAAAGAGAGAGAGAGAGAGAGAGAGAAAAGACCUUCGGUACGAGCAGACGUCUUCUUCUUACUUACGGCGUUCAUCGAAGAGAGAAGCGACAAGUAACGGCGCUCUCAGACCUGUUGAUAUCUCUCCUUUCGAUUUACGAAAAGCGCGCGCUUUCAUAUCAACCAAUAGGAUUCACCGAACGAAUGGCCACGGAAAUUGCGAACAAAAGGGCCGAAAGGGAAGCCCUUCGUGGGGUCAUACAACAAUGGAACGCAAAUCGUUUGGAUCUUUUCGAACUAUCCGAACCCAACGAGGACUUGGAGUUUCACGGUGUAAUGAGAUUCUACUUUCAAGACAGUGGUCAAAAGGUUGCUACGAAAUGCAUCAGAGUUGCAUCGGAUGCAACCAGUCGUGCCGUGAUCGAAACUCUCAUAGAAAAAUUCCGUCCAGAUAUGAGAAUGUUGUCGGUACCGGAAUACGCUCUUUACGAAAUUCAUGAAAAUGGAGACGAACGAAAAUUGGAAUUGGAGGAGAAGCCAUUGUUGGUACAAUUAAAUUGGCAUGUCGACGAUCGAGAGGGACGUUUCUUGUUGAGAAGGAUCGACGAUAAGACGAAUGCACAAGGUGUUGGUUUCUCCUCAGAAGGUUCUAGCUUUCGUAGAAAGCUGAGUAAGCGGGAGAAGAAACAAAUGAGAAAACAAGAGAAGCUUGGACGUUUGAAGAGUUUGGAACAGGAUGAGAAUACAGUGCCGGUCGAUCAAAAUGGCGUCGCCGAAAAACUUUAUACCGAACUUCCCGAGACGAGUUUCACAAGGAGUAUAUCUAAUCCGGAAGCCGUAAUGAGACGUCGUAGGCAACAAAAACUCGAAAGAAAAUUGCAACAAUUUCGUAGCAAAGAUGGUGGACCAGAUACCGGCGGUACUUUGAAGAUAUACGGAGAGGCACUUUGCAAAGAUGUACCUUAUAAAACAUUACUAUUAAGCGUUCGAGAUUCUGCGGCCCAGGUUGUAAGAGAGAUGUUAUCUAAAUAUGGUUUAGAUAAAGUCGACCCUCAGCAAUAUUGUCUGGUACAGGUGAACAACGACAAUACAAGCGGUGGUACUCAUCAAGAGUAUAUACUGGACGACGACGAAUGCCCGUUGGCUAUUCUCAUGAAUCACCCUUCCACGCGCGGAUCAAUCAUGUUUCACGUGAGGAGGAGACCGGCAGAUUAUGUGCCUCGCAAACGUAAAAAGAAACCUUCGGGAAAAUGGAACGAAUUAGAUCAUAGAUAUGAAGAUGAGAGACUACCAUUCUUAUUGGAACUUAAUCCAGAUGGUACCGAUAUUCCUAACGGAGCGGGUGUCAGGUAUCGUUUGCAACCAAACGUGACGGAAGUUGGAUCGGAACGACCCUUCGGUCCGCAAGGCGUGCAAUCUCAAACUUUAACUCUCAGUGGACCUACCGUUAUGCCAAGGCACUGUGUUAUAGCGUUUACGGAAAAUAUCGUCACUCUGACGCCAUGCUCAAGGGACGCUCAUACUUUCGUGAACAAUCAACGAAUACAUCAGACUACCAUACUCCAAAAUGGAGCUAUCAUCAAGUUUGGAAGAAUGCAUACCUUCAGAUUCAUCGACCCCGCGCCCGACGACCGUAUCAGGCAACGUCAUGAUUCCAACAGACAGAUUGAGUACGCAUACGACCGACGAUCGCCAGAUGCUACCAGCCAAGAAGCAAAUUCGGACAAGUACAGAUCAGGUUCUGGAUCACCAAACGGUGGUGGUGGUGGACACGCUCAAAGUCCUGGUCAGACUUCGAAUCCACCGAGUCCCACUAAAUCUACGGCAGCUAGCACAUCGCGUAGUCCCACGCACGGUACUCAUGCACCCGAGGUGACUCACAAUUAUGAAACGACUUUCGACCUGGACGGCAAUGUGGAAACGGCGAGCUUAACGAGUAGUAGAGAUGGCAACAGGCAUCCCCAAUACGAUAAUCAACCACGAGGGACGGACCCUAUCCUACCAGCAGUAUUGGAAUUCUUAGAAGAUACGGAGGAAGCGUUUCUACGUGCUGUUAUCACCGACGUAGAUCCCUCAGCUCCGCAGUUCAAACUUGCACCGACUUAUACCCUUUAUUUGGCUGCCAGAUAUCGUGCUAGCACUCAUUACAGACCAGAAUUACAACCUACCGAAAGAGCACACCGUUUGACCGUGAUGCUUGCGAAUAUUGCCUUGAUGAUACAAGGAGUAAUUCAGGAAAGAUAUAUGGAUGCGUCUUCGUUGGCAUUUUGGCUUGCAAAUGGUUCGGAAUUAUUGCACAUGUUAAAAAGCGAUCGUCACGUUGGAGCAUUUUCAACGAGAGCUCAAGAUAUCUUAGCCGAUGCCGUUCACGCUGCAUUCGCAUCUCUGGUACAUUGCGUUUCUCUUGAAUUGACACCAGCAAUGUCGCAAUUCAUGGCGGACGCUGAUGAGCCCGCUAAGGAAGCUGGUGUUUUACAAAUAUUCUCGAAUACGAUGGCUCUAUUAAGACGUUGUAGAGUUAACGCAGCACUGACCAUCCAAUUAUUCAGUCAUCUUUUUCAUGCGAUCAACGCAAUCGCUUUCAAUGCUCUAGUAUCUAAUGGGAAUCUCUGUGUCCGUUGGUUUGGUCGAAGAUUAAAAGCUAGACUUAAUGCUCUAGAAACCUGGGCUGAGAGGCAAGGUCUCGAAUUAGCCAGUCAAUGUCAUUUGGCAACGAUCAUGCAAGCUACGCAUCUUCUCCAAGCACCGAAAUAUAACGCCGAGGAAUUAGCCACAUUGAGUUCUACUUGUUUCAAAUUGAAUUCUUUACAAGUAAGAGCUUUGUUGCAAAAAUAUCAACCGGCUGCCGAUGAGCCACGACUUCCCGCUGAGCUCAUUGAGAACGUUGUCAGGGUAGCUGAAAGUGUCGCUGAUACUCUUGCACGCGCCGACGGACGUGAAAUACGUUUGGAAGAAGAAUCAACUUUGGCGCUGGCAUUGCUAUUGCCAGAGGAUGGUUACAGUUGUGAGGUAAUAAGAGGUGUACCACCGGGAUUGGUUGAAUUUCUAUCACCCUUGCAGCAAGAAGGUUUCUGUCGAAUGGCACCUCAACCUACUAGUAGUGGUUACUGGACUAUAUAUAUGAUAGAUCAUCAUACGAACCUUCGUAGUCCAAGUGCAAUGAGUAAUAGAUCAGGUGGCUAUACUGGGCACGUUGGACAGAAUCAAGGUCAACCAGAAAUACAUAUCAUAAAAUUACAUAAGUCGACCAAUGGUAUGGGUUUGAGUAUUGUUGCUGCUAAGGGUGCUGGUCAAGAUAGAUUAGGCAUUUAUAUCAAAAGUGUUGUUGCCGGUGGUGCAGCAGACGCGGACGGAAGACUAGCUGCUGGUGAUCAAUUACUUAAAGUAGACGGACAGAGUUUAGUAGGAAUAACGCAAGAAAAAGCUGCUGAGUAUCUAGUUCGUACGGGACCAACGGUGACGCUAGAAGUUGCUAAACAAGGCGCGAUAUAUCAUGGACUUGCUACUUUAUUAUCUCAACCAUCUCCUAUAAUGACGAGGGCACAUAAGGCCAGGCCAAAGUCAGAACACAUAAAAAAUCCCGCUAGACCUCCGGAAGUGUCCGUGCCACCAUCUACGUCACACUCGAUGGGCAAUCUCUUGUCCGUACCAUUGCAGGGUGCUACUUCUCAAGAACACUAUGUUGGCUGGGACGUAGAACAAUCCACAUUACCAGGGCCUCGCCGCAUGAGCGAACGUGAUCUUUCAUCUAGACUUGGACGUGAAACGAUUCCCCAACAAAUUCAUAGCAGCAAGUCCGUCCCAGCUUUGCACAAUAUGGGGGCCGAAGGGAAACAACAACAUGAAAUCUUCAAUCCGGGUUAUAGUAGAGCAUCAUCGAGUAAUAGCGUUACACCACCGGUUCAACCAUCUCCGAUGCCUGCUAUGAACGGAGCUUCAUGCCUACGCUCUAGAUCGAGCCAUAAUUUGCACGAUCCAACGAGAAUUGGGGCAUUACCUCCGACUGGUUUGGUUAGCAGGCAACAAUCCUCACCAAACUUAAAUCCAAAUCAACCUCAUGGAUCUUUCCAAAAUAGUUUACAAAAUAACGAAGCCGAAAGAUUCUAUCAAAACUUGAGCGUUUAUAGAAAUCAAGAUUCUACAGGGAAACAACAGCAGCCAAGUUUAUCGCAGCAACACAUGGAGGAGAGGAAUACGUUACACACGCAACGAAGCUCAAGAGGAUCACAAAAUUCUUUGAAUCGGCCGCCUGCGCAAGAAUUGAAUCAGGGAAGAGAUAGACCGAUAUCUGCUCAUAUUCCUCAAACCCAACAACAAGGUUAUUCCGGUAACCAAAUGCAACAUCAAAACGUGGUUCCGCCUAGAUCGCAAUCCUCGCGAGAUAUAAUACGUCAGGAAGCUAAGCUUCAAGAAAUGCAGGAAGAAGUUAGAAGACGUGAAUUACGCGGUGGUGCACCGAUGAUCAAUCAAUAUAGACCAAAUACAUAUAGUAUGAGACCGGCAAAUGCUAAUCAAACGGCUGGUAUUGUACCUGCCCGUGCUCUCGUUUCAAGACCAUUGGGUUCUACACCUAAUUUAGCAACAACGUCAGCAACGAGACAACAAAUGGGACCAACGUAUGGUCAUCCUGAUGCUGCUUAUUCCCAGUAUGGUCAAUGUAACAAACAUCCAACUGCUGGUAUGAGUCAGUAUGGGCUAACAUCCAAAGGAAAGACAGAACCAUCUCGUCAUAUACCAACUAUUGAAUCUGGAAAGGAAUCUCUCGCGGUUCAAGAUUCUACUAGAUCGCAUUAUGACCAUAAUCGUCAAUAUAUGACUUCUCAGAAUGGAUCACAUUAUACUCAUGGACCAUCUGAUCUACGAAGUGAUCAGUAUUCAAAUGACAAUACUACUAUAAUUCAAGAUAACGUCGAAGGAAAUUCUUUUAAUACCGCUGAAGUACCACCAGCAAGACCCGCUCUUCCUGAAGAUGGGUAUAGAGAAAGUCCACCACCUCCACCACCUAAUACAUUAACUCAUCCGUUGUAUAAUAAUCAAGCAGAUUCGAGGUAUACCGCAAGUAUGCAAGACCCACCAAGAGGUGGUUAUUAUCCGGCAAGUGGAACAGGAACAAUGCAACAACCUCGACAAUAUCAAUAUAGUGCUAGUAAUCCUUGGCAACGUGAAGAACGUGAAAAGGAACAAGCUCGAAGAAGAGAAGCAGCUAGACAAUGGCGCGAUCAGCAAAUUGCGGAGUUAAGUGCUUUACCUCACCGAACUCCUCAACAAGAUGAACAGCUACGUGCUCUUCAAUUGGAACGAGAUUUCCAAAAAAGAGCAGAAGAAGCUGCCAAUCAACAGGAUGACGACGACGAGUGUAAUGACAUUGAUACUGAAAGUAUACCACAGCCUCAAGGUUUAUUGAGUGUAGCUAAUUCUCAAGAAAGAACGAACACAGUAAGUCAGCAACAUACGUUGUCGAGGGCAAACAUAAAUAAUCAAUCGAUAAGAGGUACACCGCCUACAUCGCAAACUGUUAAUAGUCCACUCUCUCCAAAUGCUGCUGGAAAUUCGUGCCUAGUACAAAAUGAUAAUUCCGGUUUAAUGUAUUUACAACAACAACAACAACAACCACCACCACAACAGCAGCAACAACAACCACCACCACAACAGCAGCAACAACAACAACAACCACCACAACAACAACAACAAUCACAACAGCAUACUAAUCAAUCUCAAAGUAAUACAGUACAGUUACCUAGCUCGUCAAAUUAUAGUUCGUCCUUGUCACAUAUCGGAAAUAUUCAAAAAACAUAUACAACUCAAAAUAAUGAAGAAAGAGAAACACAACAGCGUCGAAUAGAAGAAAUCAGAAGGAAAGAAUUCGACGAGAAUCAAAGACAAAGAGAAGAAGAAAAUAGGCAUCAACAACAACAACAACAACAACACCAGCAGCAGCAACAACAACAACAACAACAUAUUCAGCAAUUAUACAAACAACAACAACAACAUAUGCAACAUUAUAGGAAUCAACAAGCAUUGCAUCCAAAUAUGCUAAGAUUAGAUAAUUUAGUUAUCAAUGGGCCUAACACGUCGCCGUCUUUACAAAAUGGAAAUACCGAUGCACCUCCACCACCAGAACGUGGAUCUAGUUACGCAGUGAUGUCUCAACAAAGUGCACUUAGGUCGAACAGUUCGACUUCUUCAAAUAUUGCCUUAACACCUCUAACAUCUUCGACGAUUAAGAGGGUUUCUUUUCAUGAUCCAAACGCAAACAAUGAAACAACACCACGCAAUGUCAUAUCUGGAAAUUUAAAUACUUCGUCCUCGAUGGGCAUGGUCACUAUUAGAGAAGACCCUAAUAAUUUUAUCAAUGAUGCUGAAAAUCUAUUAGCGUCUCCAAAAUCUCCGGAAGGUCCUGGCGUUCCGUUUGUUAGCGCCACACCUGGUGUUAUCGGUGCACAAGAAGUAUACAAAGAUCCACGACAGAAACGUCUCGCUGAAAAACAAAAACAACAAAAUUUGCAAAUGGGCGCGGUACCCGAGAAGCUAAGUUUCAAAGAGAAAAUGAAAAUGUUUGCCAUGGAAACAGGAGAGGAUGGUACGCCACGAGACAAAGUGAAAAUAUCACGAGCCCAACGUGAAAUUGAUAACAUCGGUGGCCCUCUUAGUCCUAAUAACAAUACCACGAAAGGCUAAGUGUCUAACGCAAUUUCGUCCUAUAUAUUCUUUAACAAAUAUUUAUGGAAGUGUAUACUACAUAAUUUGUAGUUAUGAUCAAGCUUCGUUUCUUGAUCAUGAAUCAUCAACUAACAAAAGAGCCAUUCUAUAUAUCUCUUUAUAAAGCUUAUAUAUACUUAUCAAAAAAAAAAAAAAAAAAAAAAAAGAAAACGAGGGAACAUAGAAAAAAAAACAAUAGUUUCAUCUCGACAGUUUAAGGGAUGCCUUAAUUCUAAAAAAGAUUAUAUCAUAAUAUCGUUAUCGUAUUUUUCGUCUCUGAUAGACGUAUAUAUAUAAAAUUCUUAAAUAUUCAAUGAUUUAAGAGUUUCAAAGAAAUCAAAUGAUAGAAAUUAUACAGAGUGUUAGUCAAAAGUUCUUGGAUGAUUAUGAAAAUCGAUUUUUUUUCUUUCGACAAUUUUUUUAACGAUAUUUUUUUUUUUUUUUUUUUUUUUUUUUUCUUAUUAUAUAACUACAAACAUAACUCUUAAAAUGAUUCAAAUCUAAAUUGCAAGUCUAAAAAAAAAUCUCAACAAAGGAUAAUUAGUUUUUAAAAUCACUUAGAAACUUUCAACUCUACCCUGCAUAUAUAUAUAUAUAUAUAUAUAUAUAUAUAUAUAUAUAUACAUAUUUGAGAUAAAAGUUGAUUACUUUAUGAAAUAUAUAAUUAUCGGGAUCAAGUUUUGAAUGAAAAUGAUAUAAUAUUAUCCAUGUUGAUCGUCGAAAGAGAAUAAUAGAAUUUGGCAGCCAUAUUUUAAAGUCUUGAAAUUAUACGUCGACGAUAAUAUCCUACAUUUGUUAAUGCCGUCUCUUCGGUGGACCAACUUAAUUCUAAUAUUUUAUGAUGAUGUAGUGUUUAAGGUGUAGCUUUUGAAAAUAUAUACAGGAAAAACAAAAGAAAGAAAGAAAGAAAGAAAGAAAAAAACUCAUUAAAGAGUAAAAUUCUUGAUCGGUGACAUUUCAAUGAACCAAUCAGAAUGUACCUCACACGAUUGUACAUAGGCUGAACAUAGCCGUCCGUUGCUUCUAUUGUUUGAUAUUUAUAUUUAUAUACAUUUGUAUGUUUGUUGUGUGCGUAUAUGUGUGUGUGCGUGUGUGUCCGUGCGUGCGUGCGUGCAUAGAAAAAUAACGCGAAAUAUCAACUACAUCAUAUUAUAUUUCUUCUUUUUCUUCUUUUUCAUUAAACUACAGCAUAGCAAUUUUAAUGUGUGAGUACUGUACAAAAUACACAAAGAAAAGCGCGCGUACAUAGCUUUAAUAAAGCAAAUUAUAUAGGUAGUCGUAAUAAUACUCUAUAUAAGAACCGAAUAUGCUUGUACAAUAUAUAUAUAUAUAUAUAUAUAUAUAUAUAUAUAUAUAUAUAUAUAUAUAAAUAUAUAAAUAUAUUUAUAAGAGCUUAUGAGAUCGUAAAGAAAACAGAAAAAACGAGAUAAAUGUUAUGAAAUUGUUCUUGCGUUAGAGAGGGGUCGUUCACCUAAUUCUUAGGUAAUGGCAAGCAAAAUACGCAUAGAUGGUUUUUAAAUAUAUUGUACAAGAGAGUUACAGAACAACACUAAAAUAUCUGAAUAAUAAUCAAUAGAAAUGUGAAUUAUAUUGUCUAAAAUGUAGAAAUUUAUAAAAAAAAAAAAAAAAAAAAAAAAAUUGCAAGUAACUCAUAUAUUAUAUAUAUAUACACACACACAUAUCUGUGUACAGGCAUCAAAAGUUCUUAAAAGAUUUUGAAGAAAUCGUAUAGCUUAGUAUUGCAGAGGAUUACAAUACAAUAAUCUUUAUAAUGUGAGAAGACAGUGUGUAUACGGUUAUUCAACAUAUCUGUGAGCAUUCAUAAAGUUUAUUAAUUUUCAAACAAAUAUUCUUUCAUUAUUUUUAUAAAUUAACCAUUGUUUUAUUAAUUUUAUUUAUAUAUUCAUUAUAUAUAAACGAAUGUAUAUUUGAUUUGAGUAGAGAUUUAUGUACCGAAAGGAAUGUAAAAAUGACUUUAAUUAUUGCAUUAUAUAAAAAUAACGUAAAAUUAUUUACGUUUCAUUUUGAAUGUCCACAGAAUUGAGAGAUUAUCGAAUCACUACUGUAACGAAAUAUAAGUAUCGUGGAAGAGUCACUUUUUAAUAAAAAGUUUCCUGCAAACUUUAGUUUGAUAAAUCUUACAAAACAAAACACAUAGCAAUAUUAGUAGUUAAAAGAAAGAGAAAGAAAAAAAAACGCGUUAAUAAUGACUGUUAAUCUGGCAAGCAACGACCGGUCGAGUCAAACAUACAUACUUGCUAGUAUAUAAUAUUCCUUGUAUUUGAACAAUUGUUUCUCAAAAUAUGAAUUCACGUAAUUACGUACGACGUUGUAUUUGUCUACGUAUGUAUAUGCUAUGUAUUGUUGUACCUUUGAAAUCUUUAAAGAGAACAUACAAAAUCAACGCUCUCUUGUUCUGAUAUAUUCAAAUAUAUUAUAUAUUAUUAAUGAUAACAUUAUAAAAAUGUUCCUAUGAAAUAUAUAUGUAUAUAUACAUAUACAUAUAUAUAUAUAUAUAUAUAUAUAUAUAUAUAUAUAUAUAUACACAUAUAUUUUAGGACAGAACAGAAAAAGGUACUUAUAUAAGUGUAUGUUGAAAAAAAAAUAUAUGACUCUAUGAAAAUAUUCUUUGAACAAGACUUUAAAAGAAAUAUUCAACGAAAUAUAUAAUUCAUAAAUCUAAUCGAUUACAACGAUCGUGUUAACGUUUUGAAAAGUAAUUAUUGUUCUAUUGCAAUUAAUGCAGAAUAUAUCGUUUGCAGUUCUCACAAAGAUGGAUACGACUCUUCCGGCGUUUAUUUAAGUUUGCAAAAAGUAUUUUUUUAUGUUUAUUAUUAUUAUUAUUAUUAUUAUUAUUAUUAUUAUUAUUAUUAUUAUUAUUAUUAUUAUUAUUAUUAUUAUUAUUAUUUUCUUUUUAGUACAUUUUAGACUUUUAGAAACUGACCGUGAUAUGUCGUGCAGCUCAUUAAGAAAUUUUCGUUAAGAAGGCAAUCGAAUCUAUGUAAUUUUAUGCGUUAAGAUUAUUCGAUUGUAACAUCAAGAAAAAUAAUUAAAUGUGUUUGUUUAGGAUCUAGGUUUUGGCCCGUAUUCCGAGCGUUAAAUGUAGAAACGAUAUGAAAUAUUUUUGGAAAAUAAACAAAUGCUUUAGAACUGAGGAAUCUGUUAGAACGCUUCGAAUACGGACCUUCAGCUCUUUAUACAGCCAUAUAUCGUUAAGAGAUAGUGAUAUAUGUUCAUUCUCGAUCCUGUAUUGCCCAUGUGUCCUUAAAUAAUAUACAAGUAUAUAAUUAGUAGAAUGAUUUUUUACCUAUAUAAAUAGUUCACAUACAUUUGUUUAAAACUUUAGGCCAAUGAGAGAGAGAGAGAGAGAGAGAGAGAGAGAGAGAGAGAGAGAGAGAGAGAGAGAGAGAGAGAGAGAGAGAGAGAGAAAGAAAAGAACGUUUAUUUAGUUUAACACAGCGUUUAAAGUCGAUGCAACGAUUAUCACUGUUAAUUUUCAUUUAAAAAUUUUUCUUUUUUAUAUUCGACUUUUUAUUCCAAAUAAUUCUAUUAAAAUAAAUGGGCAAUGUUUAUUGACAAGUGUUUUUAGGCUGGGCAACUUGUUAUUUACUACGUAUGAUUCGUAAAAAGUGAAAUUUUACAAGAUUAUAAAAAGAAAUAUAUUCAAGUUGUGCAACUAUUUAACGAAUAAAAGAAACAAAUUCCCUCCUUCGCGUGCGUAUAAGUAGAUAUAUGCAUGUAUAAAUAGUAUUUGCACUUUGUAUUUUGUAAUAACAUUUUAAUUAUUCAAUUGCAGUGGAGUCGUAGCGUUUGAUUUAAUUAUAUAUCGAGUUACGGUCACACACAACGAUAAUUAACAAACGUUUAACUAGCGUUAUUACAUUUUACCUACGUUAAUGAUUGCACCUUUAGAAAACGGACUAUAUUUUUUAAUUACUGUAUUAUGUCAAUAUAUUACAGAGAUGAUAUACUAUCAUUGACGAAGAAAUAAACGUCAUAUCUGCAGGCAA